AUGUCAGUUAUCCUAGCUUCAGCAGGAUACGACCACACUAUUAGGUUUUGGGAAGCGCUUACUGGUGUUUGUUCCAGAACGAUCCAGUAUUCAGACUCUCAAGUGAAUCGGUUGGAGAUAACAUCUGAUAAACGGUUCCUAGCAGCAGCAGGCCACCUCCAUGUAAAAUUGUACGAUGUCAAGACUGCAAACCCCAACCCAGUCACUUCAUUUGAAGGCCAUACGAAUAAUGUGACCUCUAUGGCGUUUCAAGCUGAUAAUAAAUGGAUGGUGUCGUCAAGUGAAGACGGGACAGUGAAAGUAUGGGAUGUUAGAGCGCCCACAGUACAACGAAACUACAAGCAUAAUUGUCCGGUCAACGAGGUAGUAAUACAUCCCAAUCAAGGAGAAUUGAUUUCAUGUGAUCAGGAGGGAAAUGUGAGAAUUUGGGAUCUCGGCGAAAAUCAAUGUACGCACCAAUUGAUCCCAGAAAACGAUGUACCUGUCCACUCAGUCAGUGUCGCAACUGAUGGAAGCAUGCUUGUUGCUGGUAAUAAUAAGGGAAACUGCUAUGUCUGGAAGAUGCAUAACCAAAAAGACGUGACUUCACUUCAACCAAUAACAAAGUUCAAAUCUCAUUCAAAGUAUAUUACCAGGGUAUUGUUGUCCUCAGAUGUGAAACAUCUUGCGACAUGUUCAGCGGAUCAUACGACUAGAGUGUGGUCAAUUGAUGAUAAUUUUGGCAUUGAAACUACUCUACGUGGUCAUCAGCGGUGGGUCUGGGAUUGUGCUUUCAGUGCAGAUUCUGCCUAUCUUGUUACCGCCUGUUCUGAUCAUUAUGUUAGAUUGUGGGACCUUGCAACCAGCGAGACUGUGCGACAGUACAACGGACAUACUAAGGCAGCUGUUUGUGUCGCAUUGAACGAUGUUUAA
Molecule: messenger RNA, 912 nt
Organism: Komagataella phaffii GS115
Lineage: Eukaryota; Fungi; Ascomycota; Pichiomycetes; Pichiales; Pichiaceae
Product: Protein required for the transport of amino acid permease Gap1p from the Golgi to the cell surface
Exons: 1
Coding region: 1-912 (303 amino acids)
Biological process (GO): regulation of actin cytoskeleton organization; TOR signaling
Cellular component (GO): TORC1 complex; TORC2 complex
Molecular function (GO): protein binding
Source: RefSeq, a predicted model, not a curated record